AUGACAGCAAGGGCUACGGCCCUUCUUCUUACUCUCCCCUCGGUCGUAAACAUCACCCUCCCAGAGGGCAUACCUCAUUCAGCGGCUUUGCCCAUCACCCCUGGCCUCGAGUAUCUCCUCGGGCCAGACGUUCCUCACAUCAACGACCCGAGCAUAGUUCUCACCCCUGAAACCAACCUCUACAACUCCACCACGUUGCCCAAGGGGAACUCUUGGAUCAAGGGGAUGCUCCAGCGUCUUGGCCUUGGCGACUUUUCCUCUACCAAGCCCGCCAACAAUAGCAAUACAACACAACUCGGCCAGUCGGGAAAGAAGCACUCCAAGAGAGGUGUUCCGAAAUGGCAGGAAUUGUAUGAGGAUUGGCAGAACCUUGUCAUCCCUAAACUCGUCCCGGACUCAAACGACAACUGGCCGGCUGAGAUCACCCUCAUCAACGCCACCCCUUACCGCUGGCGCAAGGGUUACUCGCACUCGUGGAAUAUGAUCUCUUGGGACCUCAACUGGCCCAAGUACAUAGACCCCGGCCAGACCGUCCGCGUCACCAGCUCUGUCGAAAGCUGGGCUCCUUGGGAUGCCGCUGGCGAGGUCGUCUACCACGUCGAGGGUGUCUCCAAGCCUGCAUCCUUUGAGAUCAGGCGACGACCCCCUGUGAAAAAGGACCACGUCUUCGGGGGUGAUCUCCCCAAGGAACUCACAGUGCGUUACCUGGAGAACUUUGAGACAUUCAAUACUCCAAAGCACUCGAUCAAGAAGAUUGCGUGGUCCGACUUUCCCUCAAGCUGCCAUUGGGUCCUCGCUGGAAAGGAGGGUGACUUUCUCGCCGUCGACGACAUCGGCCCAGGCUGGAUGUCGGAGAAGAUAGACCAGAUCGGGCAGAUCCCUCUUCGUGAGCUCUCCAUUCCUCGGUCUCAUCAUGCCGGCAUGUACAAGAUGAACCAGCUUUUUGGCAUGGGUACCCUGUUCAACACUCUCACCCAGUAUAGGGACUUGACCUUUCAGCUGAAAGAGGGCGGUGUCCGGGUCAUUGAUAUUCGUCCUUUUCUCAACUACGGCAAGAAUGGCUACGAAACAUGGGAGUCUCAUGGUUCAAUCUUUGCCGGUUCGUGGCACGGCGGACUUGGUGUGACGCUUCAGGAUAUGAUCAAGCAGGUCAACGCCUUUAACGAAAAGUACCCAGGAGAACUCAUCAUCUGGGACAUCCACCCCAAUCAGGCUCUUGUCCGUCGACCUGAUGGCAAGGUUGAGCAAAUGAGCGAGGGUGACCGUGCUAUCAUGUACAAGGAGUUCAGGAGGCUCAAGCAUCGCGUUGAAGUCCCUGACCAUGGAGACCUCACCCAGUGGCCCCUGGAGCAGUUUGUCGCCAACAAGACAUCAGGAGUCCUCAUCCGAACUCGCCGUGAGUGGAGGAACGACCAGUCAUUUCCUGGAGGCUCCGAGGGCUUCGUCACCGAGACCAACUUCCCCGUUUACCACAUCUGGGCCAACAGGGCGGAAACCCCAGCACUCGCCGCGGUCACGAUCAAGGAUCUCAAGGAGCGCAAGACCAAGCGCACCUCAACCCUCUACUUUGCCGACUGGAUCCUCACCCAGCGGGGCUGGGACGUGGCUGUUGGCACUAAAUUCAUCGCCGAGAUGGCGCUCACAACCUACAAGGCCAUGUUCUACGAGCUCUGGGAAGCCCUGACGAUGGAGCGAUACCCCAACUGGAUCGCCACAGACGGCAUCCGCUCUAGCGAGGCCAAGUCUUUCGUCAUGACCCUCAACCACUGCUUUGCUGGCCAGAGGUGUGGCAAGAUCGAGCCGAGCAAGAAGCGCAGGAUUGCACCUGAUCAUGAACUGGGAUUCUAUCCCACCGUGGGAUGGGUGGACGAACUGGUGGAGCUUGAGAAGAUCGAAAAGGCAAAGGAACACGAAGUGUUGGGAAAGAAGAUGAAGAAGGGGAAGAAGAGGCAAUAA
Molecule: messenger RNA, 1956 nt
Organism: Fusarium vanettenii 77-13-4
Lineage: Eukaryota; Fungi; Ascomycota; Sordariomycetes; Hypocreales; Nectriaceae
Exons: 2
Coding region: 1-1956 (651 amino acids)
Biological process (GO): lipid metabolic process
Molecular function (GO): phosphoric diester hydrolase activity
Source: RefSeq, a predicted model, not a curated record